AUGCAGAGCAGGUUGUUCGUCGUCUUGCCUCGCGGUGCCUCUCUCGAAAACUCGCCCGAUAGUCUUGCCUCCAACUUCACAAAUCAAGUCUUCAACGUCUCCCUGCCCUCGAACAAUGCUACCAACGAUACGCUGAAAGAUGUCGAUGAGUGUGCAAAACGGAAAAUUACUACUCAGCUUUGGUUUGACUUGGAGAUGAACAACUACAUUCAGAACUAUUCUCAGGGAACAUCAUUGUCACUCAAGGAAUACGCCAACACGGUUGGGGCGACCAAUUUCAAUAUCAAAAUCGGUUCCAUAUGCAGAGUCGCGCAAUUAUGUGAGGGAGUGAAGGGUAAAGACUGGUAUGCACUCAUCGCGGCUCAAAGGUGGAACACCCAAAUGAACCAAGCAUUUAAUGCUGUCGCUUUUGCGUCGAACAUUGCCAUGGAGAUCACGCAAUCAAUGGCAUUUGAUUUUGUGCGAGCGCCUACACAUGUCAUGGAGUACGCUUCGACCUCGGUAUCAGCCAUCUUUUGGGUGAUUCUGGCUCUUCCCGGUGUGUGGUUUGGCCCGGUGGGGAAGUACUAUUAUCGAGCUGUGCUCAGUGUGUUCUAUGCCACCACUGGAAUUAUUAGGCCCAUCUCAACCUUCCUAUAUCCAACUUCAUCGCCGGCAUUCACCCAGUGGUCUGACAUAGCAUGGUUGAUGUCUCGAGUUCAAAAAGACGUCCAGCAAGCUAUGAGCAAUAUCACAGAGACUGUCAAAACAUCUGCUAUCAGCUCCGAAGAGGGAUUGUAUGGGCUCAAUCUCGACGGUAGCCUUUUUGCCGAAAAAUCUACCCAGAGUGAAUCCGAAUAUCAGGCCACCUUUGAACGAGCAUUCAAACUCCAAGCGUUAAGUCACCUAUGGAGAACAGAAAAUGUGUUCAUCACAAGGGGAAGCGAUCCUUGUGAUAGUGAUGGCCCAAAUGGUGCCUGGACCGGCAAGAACGUUAUAUCUUAUUGUAGUCCAGAUGGAAUAAUGAUGAACAUAAUCCAAGCCAAAGGAAACAAAGCCAAUAAGGAGAUCUUCGGUGGUGAUCGAGCCUUAUCAAAAUACAAUUUUUCUUCGGAGCUUCUCACCACCACAGCUUGGGCCUGUCAACAGAAAUACGGUGAUGUAGUAGAGCCAACUACUUGGCAAAAUGCCACAGAAUCUAAUAUUUCUUCAUUGUUGACCAAUGAAUGUAUGUUCACACUUCCAAUCUGUGAUCUCACCAAUCCAAGCAUCAAAGCCGCUCGAGAUCGCGGUUUAGGAACUGUUGAAGCAUGUAGAAAAGUGGGAAAGAUUCAAAUAUGA
This is a messenger RNA of Melampsora larici-populina 98AG31, 1320 nucleotides long. RefSeq lists its product as uncharacterized. Lineage: Eukaryota; Fungi; Basidiomycota; Pucciniomycetes; Pucciniales; Melampsoraceae. The transcript has 13 exons. The coding region runs from base 1 to 1320 and encodes 439 amino acids. The record is from RefSeq and is a predicted model, not a curated record.